This is a messenger RNA of Ornithorhynchus anatinus (platypus), 1504 nucleotides long. RefSeq names its product abhydrolase domain containing 12B (gene ABHD12B). The transcript is spliced from 14 exons. Gene Ontology annotation, molecular function: phosphatidylcholine lysophospholipase A1 activity; monoacylglycerol lipase activity. NCBI's taxonomy places the organism in Eukaryota, Metazoa, Chordata, Mammalia, Monotremata, Ornithorhynchidae. Gene Ontology annotation, cellular component: endoplasmic reticulum membrane. The record is from RefSeq and is a predicted model, not a curated record. Gene Ontology annotation, biological process: phosphatidylserine catabolic process; monoacylglycerol catabolic process. The coding region runs from base 91 to 1257 and encodes 388 amino acids.
GACGGUGGGGAGGCCCAGACCCCGGGGUCACUGGAUGCCCCAGCCCCUCCAGCCCCCCACCGCCCCGGCUAUGCAGCGUCCUGGUUCAUCAUGGUCUUCAGGGUGCUGCGCUAUUAUUGGAUCAUUGGCCUGCUUUUGGAGGCUGUGGGAGCAAGUCCUCCUCCGCUCUGCCGAUGCCUCCCUCAGCCCAGCGUGACGUUCCAGGAGGAUGUUUCAAUCUCUCCGUGCUGCAGGUGUCUCUCUGAGCAGUUCUCCCAUUAUUCACCAGGCAGGUCCUUUUCAUGCUCACUGCCAAAACUUAGAAGAAAAUUUGUGACGCUAUAUGAAACCUUAAUUAAUAAGUCAUUAAAGGAACGUUUCUUCCCUUCAUUGAUGGAGAAGUUGGUCUUCUUUAACUUUUGGAAGGCCCCCUUUCUGGCGAAUCUGAAGAACCCCGAAUCGCGGAUUCCGCACACAGUGAACUUCUACGUCAGGCCUGAGCCUGGGGUGACCUUGGGAGUAUGGCACACCGUCCCUGAAAGCAGGGGAGAAGAAGCUAAAGGGAAGGACCGCAGAUGGUAUGAAGCAGCCCUCCGUGACGGCAACCCGAUUAUAGUUUAUCUCCACGGCAGUGCAGAAAACAGAGCAUCCAAUCACAGAGUCAAGCUGAUGAAGGCCCUGAGUGAAGGUGGCUUCCAUGUACUGGCUGUGGACUACAGAGGCUUCGGGGACUCGACCGGCAGUCCGACGGAGGAGGGGCUGACCACGGAUGCCGUGUACCUCUAUGACUGGGUCAAAGCCCGCAGCGGGACCACUCCCGUGUGCCUUUGGGGCCACUCUUUGGGCACGGGAGUGGCCACAAAUGCCGCCAAAAGACUGGAAGAAAAUGGUCGCCCCGUUGAUGCCAUCGUCCUGGAAGCUCCAUUUACCAACAUGCAGGACGCGGGCGCCAAUUACCCCAUGUUGAAGAUAUACCGCAAUCUGCCAGGGUUUCUACACUUGUUCUUGGAUGCCCUGACCGUGGAUAAAAUCGUCUUCCCCAAUGACGAGAACGUUAAAGUUCUGUCUUCUCCCCUUCUGAUCUUACAUGGAGAGGAUGACAAGACCGUGCCGCUGGAACAAGGGAAAAGGCUCUAUGACAUUGCCCACGAUGCCUACAGAAACAAAGAGCGGGUCAAGAUCGUUAUUUUCCCCCCGGGCUACCAGCACAACUUUCUGUAUAAAAAUCCCAGGCUGCCGUGGAUUGUGAGGGAUUUUUUGAGUAAGCAGUGGAAGUAAGCAGGUGCAGUAGCUGAGUUGGCACAGAUGGGCCCAAGGUGACUCCAGACAGUUGUAUGUUUCCUCAUAUUGACUGCCCCACUCGGUAAAUCAUGGCUAAAACUAACCCACUGCUUUCGAUAACUUCAGGAGUGCUUUUGUCUGCUCCUCCGUAACUGCUCAAAAUGGUUGAUUUGAAAUGAAUCAUAGCAAAUUUGUUACUCCUGUUCAAUUUCCAAUCAGCGUUCAUAAAGCUUUUCGAAUUCUU